UUUUCUAUUUCUAGUUUAUAAUCAAAAAGCUGACAUUGGAAAGCAUCUUGUAGUAUAAAUAUAAUAAUUGCUGCUUUCGGUGAGAGAAUAAAAAUAUUUUUCUUUCUAGGGUUUUACGAGAUCAACAAUUUCUGUUUUUGUUCUUCUGCCUCCCUUUUUUGUUCUUCAUUCAAGUGAUUGAUCAGAGUAACAAUGGCGACGACUGCAAGACAAUCAGAAGCUCAAGCUCAAUUCCAGUUUACGAAGCAACCGUAUGUCGAAGAUGUUGGACCUAGGAAGAUUCAAAGUAUAAAGUUCUCAAUGAUGUCUGGACCAGAAAUCAUGAAAGCUUCUGAAGUUCAAGUGUAUGAUAGUGGUUUUUAUGAUCAAAACAUAAAGCCUAAGAAGAAUGCAUUGCUCGAUUCUCGUAUGGGUCCUGCUGGUAGCAAAAUGGGUAUCAUUUGUGAAACAUGCCAUGGCGAUUUUGCAAAUUGCCCAGGACAUUAUGGAUAUUUGCAUCUUUGCCUUCUGGUGUUCAAUGUUGGAUACUUCAAUGCGAUUCUUAAUAUUCUUAAAUGCAUAUGUAAGUCAUGUGCUCGAAUACUACUGUCGGAGAAAGAACGUGUAAGUUACUUAAAGAAGAUGAGGAAUCCCAAAGCGGAGGCUUUGCAGAAGACUGCCACAGCCAAGGCGAUAUUAAAAAGUUGUAAACCCAAAACAUGCAGCAGAUGCGGAUACAUCAAUGCUGUAGUGAAAAAAGCAGGAACAGUUAUGGGUAUUAUUCAUGACCGAAGCAAAAAAUUUACGGAUGACACAGAUAAAGAAUGCAAAGCAGCACUUUCUGGGACACGUAUUCAAAUUCUUAACCCUGUUAGAGUUCUUGGUCUCUUUAAAAGAAUACUGGACCAGGACUGUGAACUACUAUAUCUCAGUGAUAGGCCUGAGAAACUUAUUAUUACAGACAUUUUGGUGUCUCCUACAGCUAUCCGUCCUUCUUCUUUUGUAGAUGGAGGAAGAAGUAACGAAGAUGAUAUCACUUCUAAACUUAAUACCAUUAUUCAAACAAAUGCUUCCCUCCGACAAGACUUAGAUGGCAAGAAGUCCACUUCCCAAUGUUUGGGUGAUUGGGAACUACUCCAAGUUGAGGUUGCACAAUAUAUUAAUAGCGAAGUCCGUGGUGUCCCCCUAAGUAUGAUGCAGUCCUCAAAACCAUUACGAGGGUUCGUCCAACGUCUCAAAGGGAAACAGGGGCGCUUUCGUGGGAACUUGUGUGGAAAACGUGUUGAGUAUACUGCCAGGACUGUUAUUUCCCCUGAUCCUAAUCUUAAAAUUACAGAGACGGAUGUUCGUGUCGUUGUUGAUGCUAGAAGGAGAAGGAGUGUAAAGUCCGUGACUGUGGUCGAGGUUGAAGAUAGUAGCAAUCAAGCAUGUGAAGAUUCUGCAGAAUCCGUGGAGACAGAAGACAGUGUUCAUGCCCGUGAAUACCCGACAAGUGGGUUCUUGUUUGAAGCUUCAUUGAUUAACACUUUCCCAGAUAAUGAGGUGGUUGGUGUAUUAGUCAUUCCCAAGUGCCAUGCACCUCUGUAUACUAAGAUCUAG
Molecule: messenger RNA, 1578 nt
Organism: Papaver somniferum (opium poppy)
Lineage: Eukaryota; Viridiplantae; Streptophyta; Magnoliopsida; Ranunculales; Papaveraceae
Product: DNA-directed RNA polymerase III subunit 1-like
Exons: 9
Coding region: 193-1578 (461 amino acids)
Biological process (GO): DNA-templated transcription
Molecular function (GO): DNA binding; DNA-directed RNA polymerase activity
Source: RefSeq, a predicted model, not a curated record